GUUUCCAGCUAAAAUAUGGACGAUUAUGCUCCAAGUCGUUAUAAAAUAUUGGAGAAAAUUGGUGAAGGAGUUCAUGGUUGUGUCUUCAAAGCUAUAGAUUUACAUAGAAAAUGUCCAGUGGCCAUAAAGAAGGUGGCUUUGAAGAACAAAUUUGGAAAUAUCUCAUUAAAUACGCUGCGCGAAAUAAAAACAUUACAAUUAUCAAAAUGUGAAUAUAUUAUUGACAUCGUUGAUUUGUUUCCCGAUCUCAUUGGUUUGUCUUUGGUCUUGGAGUAUAUGCCCGAAACUCUCUAUGGCAAAUUGAAAAACGAUGCCAAUCCAUUGAGUAGACAACAAGUUCGGAAGUUCGCCUUAAUGAUGCUUAAAGGAAUUGAAUAUCUACAUAAACUGGGCAUUAUACAUAGGGACAUAAAACCAGCAAAUCUUUUGAUAAGUGAAACUGAAAUUCUUAAGAUAGCAGAUUUUGGUUUGGCCCGUCUACAUUUUCCCGAUGAAGAAAAUCGUUUGUAUUCGCCGCAAGUAUCAACUCGUUGGUAUCGAGCACCCGAAAUACUGUGGGGUAGUCAAAAGUAUGGUCCUCCUGUUGAUAUGUGGGCAUCCGGCUGUGUUGUGGCGGAAAUGCUAAGGGGUGUUCCAUUGUUUGCGGGUACAACCGACAUAGAGCAAUUGGCUUUGGUUAUACGCACUUUGGGAACACCACGUUUAAACGAGUGGCCGGAAUUGACCUCUAUGCCAGAUUAUAAUAAGAUAAGAUUUCCUAAUGCCGUUGGUAUCAAUUGGGAUAAUCUCUUUCCAAGCUGUACCUAUGCCACAGAAAUAAAUUUAGUUGCCAAUCUUGUUAUAUAUAACCCUAAGAACCGAUUGACUGCCGAAGAGGCAAUAAAGCAUGAGUACUUUCAGAGAUAAAUACAAGCUUUCUACAAACAAAGGAUUAUAUGCGAACAUAAUAUUAAGCUAAUAUCUAAUUUAUAUUUAAAUUUAAAAGUUUAAGUAUUAAAAUGGAAUAUUGAUACAAAUGUUAACAAUUUCUGUUUUUAAAUUUAAUUUUUUUCAUGUUUUUAUAAAAGUAGAGCUUAUGAAAUAAAUUAGAAAU
Molecule: messenger RNA, 1093 nt
Organism: Stomoxys calcitrans (stable fly)
Lineage: Eukaryota; Metazoa; Arthropoda; Insecta; Diptera; Muscidae
Product: cyclin-dependent kinase 20
Exons: 6
Coding region: 16-906 (296 amino acids)
Biological process (GO): protein phosphorylation
Cellular component (GO): nucleus
Molecular function (GO): ATP binding; cyclin-dependent protein serine/threonine kinase activity
Source: RefSeq, a predicted model, not a curated record